Molecule: messenger RNA, 903 nt
Organism: Pestalotiopsis fici W106-1
Lineage: Eukaryota; Fungi; Ascomycota; Sordariomycetes; Amphisphaeriales; Sporocadaceae
Exons: 2
Coding region: 1-903 (300 amino acids)
Cellular component (GO): ascospore wall; prospore membrane; lipid droplet
Source: RefSeq, a predicted model, not a curated record
AUGCCGUCACUCGACGCUCGUGCGCAUCUGCGACAAGCCAUUCAGCCUCUGGAACGGCCCGCUGGAUACAUCUCGAGAGCUCUGACCGCCGGAUUCUAUCCGCUCAAGGGCAUCUACUAUUUCCUGGCACAUCCAGCCUACUAUCCUCUAUUCUUGGGCCGACUCCUGCCGCUUUCGCUCAUCUCGGUCCUCGUCUACACGAUUCUCUUCACUUUUGCCUUCCUGCCGCAAUAUGCCUUCCUGGCCAUCUUCCACGGUUGGGGGGCUUGGGUCAAUGCCGUAUUCCUGACGUUGGGCGAAGGGCUGGUGAUCAUACAAGGAUUGUUCGAGGGCUUCUUCGUUGACGAGUGUCGCGUGGAUGUAUUUGAUGCCACCCUCAUCGACAAAGGUCUGGUCGAUCUGAUUAGACCUCACCGAAUUCUCUUCCCCGAUGCUCCCAACUCUGUCAAGAUGCUUGGCAAGCCGACGACCGAAGCCGCCUACCAACCCUGGAGCCUGAUCCAAAUUGUCGAGCUGAUCUUCUGGCUUCCUCUGAACCUUAUUCCUUACGUGGGAGCUCCAUUUUUCAUCUUGAUCACGGGAGCUAGACUCGGAACUUUUGCACAUUUUCGCUGGUUCGAACUCCACGGGUUGAGCAAAAAGGAGCGCAAGCGGGAGAUCAGUAGAAGAAGGUGGGACUACAUGUGGUUUGGAGUUGUGGCGAUGCUGCUGGAGUUGGUGCCCAUCUUGUCGUUCUUCUUUCUAUUGACGUCCACCACGGGCUCGGCGCUUUGGGCUGCGAAAUUGGAACAUAAAAUGCACCCGCCGCCAGCUCAGGAACCCGAAAGUGCAAAUGCCAGCGCGCCGGCAGAGAUAGAUGAUCCUGAUGCUCCACCUCCGCCAUACACGGAUGAUCCCGUCUAA